GGGGAUCGGUCCGGGGGAGGCCUGGGGCCGCUGGGUUUUACGCGAUCUCCGCCGCCCCCCCUUUUCGCCACCGCCGCCGCCGCCGCCCCGGGCAUGUCGUCCAACUGCACCAGCACCACGGCGGUGGCGGUGGCGCCGCUCAGCGCCAGCAAGACCAAGACCAAGAAGAAGCAUUUCGUGUGCCAGAAAGUGAAGCUAUUCCGAGCCAGUGAGCCGAUCCUCAGCGUCCUGAUGUGGGGGGUGAACCACACGAUCAAUGAGCUGAGCAAUGUCCCAGUCCCUGUCAUGCUAAUGCCAGAUGACUUCAAAGCCUACAGCAAGAUCAAGGUGGACAAUCAUCUCUUCAAUAAGGAGAACCUCCCCAGUCGCUUUAAAUUUAAGGAGUACUGUCCCAUGGUGUUCCGAAAUCUCCGGGAGAGGUUUGGGAUUGAUGAUCAGGAUUACCAGAAUUCAGUGACACGCAGCGCCCCCAUCAACAGUGACAGCCAGGGCCGAUGUGGCACACGCUUCCUCACCACGUAUGACCGGCGCUUUGUCAUCAAGACUGUGUCAAGUGAGGAUGUGGCUGAGAUGCAUAAUAUCCUAAAGAAAUACCACCAGUUCAUAGUGGAGUGUCAUGGCAACACCCUUUUGCCACAGUUCCUGGGCAUGUACCGCCUGACUGUGGAUGGUGUGGAGACCUAUAUGGUGGUUACAAGGAAUGUGUUCAGCCAUCGGCUCACUGUACAUCGCAAGUAUGACCUCAAGGGUUCUACUGUUGCCAGAGAAGCAAGUGACAAGGAGAAGGCCAAGGACUUGCCAACAUUCAAAGACAAUGACUUCCUCAACGAAGGGCAGAAGUUGCAUGUGGGAGAGGAGAGUAAAAAGAACUUUUUGGAGAAACUGAAACGGGAUGUCGAGUUCCUGGCCCAGCUGAAGAUAAUGGACUAUAGCCUGCUGGUGGGCAUUCAUGACGUGGACCGGGCAGAGCAGGAAGAGAUGGAAGUAGAGGAGCGGGCAGAGGACGAGGAGUGUGACAAUGACGGGAUGGGGGGCAACUUGCUCUGCUCCUAUGGCACACCUCCAGAUAGCCCUGGCAACCUCCUCAGCUUCCCUCGGUUCUUUGGCCCUGGGGAAUUCGACCCCUCUGUUGAUGUCUAUGCCAUGAAGAGCCAUGAAAGUGCCCCCAAGAAGGAGGUCUAUUUCAUGGCCAUCAUUGAUAUCCUCACGCCAUAUGAUGCUAAGAAGAAAGCUGCACAUGCUGCCAAAACCGUGAAACAUGGGGCGGGAGCUGAGAUCUCAACUGUGAACCCUGAGCAGUACUCCAAACGCUUCAACGAGUUCAUGUCCAACAUCCUGACGUAG
This is a messenger RNA of Orycteropus afer afer, 1344 nucleotides long. It is a transcript of the gene PIP4K2B, whose product is annotated as phosphatidylinositol-5-phosphate 4-kinase type 2 beta. The record is from RefSeq and is a predicted model, not a curated record. Gene Ontology annotation, biological process: phosphatidylinositol metabolic process. Lineage: Eukaryota; Metazoa; Chordata; Mammalia; Tubulidentata; Orycteropodidae. Gene Ontology annotation, molecular function: phosphatidylinositol kinase activity.